Penicillium bovifimosum is the source of this 6249-nucleotide messenger RNA. Its product is annotated as tetrafunctional fatty acid synthase subunit FAS1. The transcript has a single exon. Gene Ontology annotation, biological process: long-chain fatty acid biosynthetic process. Gene Ontology annotation, molecular function: [acyl-carrier-protein] S-acetyltransferase activity; [acyl-carrier-protein] S-malonyltransferase activity; enoyl-[acyl-carrier-protein] reductase (NADH) activity. NCBI's taxonomy places the organism in Eukaryota, Fungi, Ascomycota, Eurotiomycetes, Eurotiales, Aspergillaceae. The record is from RefSeq and is a predicted model, not a curated record. Bases 1 to 6249 code for a protein of 2082 amino acids. Gene Ontology annotation, cellular component: fatty acid synthase complex.
AUGUUCGGCACGUCGACUGGUCCCCAGACCGGUAUCAAUACCCCUCGAUCCUCUCAGUCCCUCCGCCCUCUCAUCCUUUCGCAUGGCUCCCUCGAGUUCUCAUUCCUCGUUCCUACUUCGCUUCACUUUCAUGCAUCGCAGUUGAAAGACAGCUUCACUGCCUCCCUACCGGAGCCUACAGACGAAUUGGCCCAAGAUGAUGAGCCUUCAUCAGUGACCGAAUUGGUCGCACGUUACAUCGGCCAUGUGGCCCACGAACUCGAUGAGGAAGAUGAUGCACAGGGUAGCUUUAUGGAUGUGUUGAAACUCGUUAUGAAUGAAUUUGAGCGUGCCUUCAUGCGCGGCAAUGAUGUUCACGCCGUGGCAGCUGCGCUCCCCGGCAUCGUCGAUAAGAAGAACCAGGUCGUCCAGGCCUAUUACGCGGGGCGAGCUGCGGCGGGCCGGCCCACCAAGCCCUAUGACUCGGCCUUGUUCCGUGCAGCAUCCGAUGAGGCUGCGGGUAUCUACUCUGUGUUCGGUGGUCAGGGCAACAUUGAGGAGUAUUUUGAUGAAUUGCGCAGCAUCUACACUACGUACCCUUCAUUUGUCGAAGAUCUCAUCACCUCAUCCGCCGAAUUGCUUGAAUCGCUCUCCCACGAGCCCGAGGCUAGCAAGCUCUACCCCAAGGGGUUGGAUAUCAUGCAAUGGCUCCAAGACCGGGACGCACAGCCCGAUAUCGAUUAUCUGGUUUCCGCUCCCGUCAGUCUGCCAUUGAUUGGAUUGGUCCAGCUGGCCCAUUACACGGUUACCUGCAAAGUGCUGGGUCGCCAGCCUGGUGAUAUCCUAGAACGAUUCCUUGGUACCACAGGUCACUCUCAGGGAGUGGUAACAGCCGCCGCCAUUGCUACCGCUACUAGCUGGGAGUCCUUUGCCACAGCCGCCCGGAAUGCUCUGACCAUGCUGUUCUGGAUUGGUCUGCGCAGUCAGCAGGCCUAUCCCCGCACCUCUAUCGCCCCCUCUGUUCUCCAGGACUCGAUUGAGAAUGGCGAAGGGAGCCCCACCCCCAUGUUGUCCAUCCGUGACCUUUCGCUUUCCGCCGUUCAGGAGCACAUUGAUGCAACAAACCAACAUUUGCCCGAGGAUCGCCACAUUGCUAUCUCGCUGGUGAACAGUGCUCGCAACUUUGUGGUUACUGGUCCCCCCAUCUCGCUUUACGGUCUCAAUGUUCGGUUGCGCAAAGUCAAAGCCCCCACUGGACUCGACCAGAACCGUGUGCCUUUCACCCAGCGCAAGGUUCGCUUUGUCAACCGCUUCCUUCCCAUCACUGCUCCCUUCCACAGCCAGUAUUUGGAGUCUGCCUACGAUCACAUUCUCGAGGAUUUGGAGGAUGUUGUUGAGAUCUCCGCCAAGUCUCUGGAGAUCCCUGUCUUCCAUACAAAGACUGGAGAGGACCUGCGUCAACUAGGCGACAAGGACAUUGUGCCCUCAUUGGUUCGCAUGAUCACUCAUGAUGCGGUUAACUGGGAGCAAGCCACCGUCUUCCCCCGUGCAACUCACAUCUUGGACUUCGGACCGGGUGGCAUCUCUGGUCUCGGCGUUCUGACCAACAGGAACAAGGAUGGCACUGGUGUUCGAGUCAUUCUCGCUGGUGAGAUGGACGGUACCAACGCAGAGGUUGGCUACAAGCCGGAACUCUUUGAUCGUGACGAGGAUUCCGUCAAGUUUGCUGUAGACUGGGUCAAGGAACAUGGCCCUCGUCUCACAAAGACUUCCUCUGGCCAAAUCUAUGUUGACACCAAGAUGAGUCGCCUGUUGGGUAUCCCUCCCGUCAUGGUCGCUGGUAUGACACCCACUACCGUUGCCUGGGACUUUGUGGCUGCCACUAUGAACGCUGGCUAUCACAUCGAGCUGGGUGGUGGUGGCUACUACAACGCCAAGACAAUGACCGAGGCCAUCACAAAGAUUGAGAAGACGAUCCCGCCCGGUCGCGGUAUCACCAUCAACCUGAUCUACGUCAAUCCCCGUGCGAUGGCCUGGCAGAUUCCGUUGAUUGGUCGUUUGCGCUCCGAGGGCGUGCCGAUUGAAGGUCUGACCAUCGGUGCCGGUGUACCAUCUAUUGAAGUUGCCAAUGAAUACAUCGAAACCCUCGGUAUCAAGCACAUUGCCUUCAAGCCCGGCUCCGUCGAUGCGAUUCAGCAGGUCAUCAAUAUCGCCAAGGCUAACCCCAAGUUCCCUGUCAUCCUUCAGUGGACUGGUGGCCGUGGUGGUGGUCACCACUCCUUCGAGGACUUCCACCAGCCUGUGCUCCAGAUGUACAGCCGUAUCCGCAAGCAGGACAACAUCGUGCUUGUUGCUGGCAGUGGCUUCGGUGGCUCGGAGGACACUUACCCCUACCUUUCUGGUGCUUGGUCCGCCAAGUAUGGCUAUCCUCCUAUGCCUUUUGACGGCUGUCUCUUUGGAUCUCGUAUGAUGAUCGCCAAGGAGGCACACACAUCUUACAAUGCCAAGAAGGCGAUCGCCGAUGCUCCCGGUGUGGACGAUGAGGAAUGGGAGAAGACCUACCAGAAGCCAACCGGUGGUAUCAUCACUGUUCUCUCUGAAAUGGGUGAGCCUAUCCACAAGCUGGCAACUCGCGGUGUGCUGUUUUGGCAGGAGAUGGAUCAAAAGAUCUUCAAGCUGGACAAGGCCAAGCGUCUUCCUGAGCUGAAGAAGCAGCGCAAUUACAUCAUCAAGAAGCUGAAUGAUGACUUCCACAAGGUCUGGUUCGGUCGCAAUGCUGCGGGUCAGACUGUGGAUCUUGAGGACAUGACUUAUGCUGAGGUUGUUCACCGCAUGGUCGAUCUCAUGUACAUCAAGCACGAGUCGCGAUGGAUCGAUCCUUCUCUGCAGCGCUUGACCGGUGACUUCCUCCGUCGUGUUGAGGAGCGUUUCACAACUGCUGAGGGCCAGGCAUCGCAUCUCCAAAGUUACUCGGACCUUGACACUCCUUACCCAGCUGUUGACAACAUUUUGGCUGCUUACCCUGAGGCUGCCAAUCAGCUCAUCAACGCACAGGAUGUGCAGCACUUCCUGCUGCUCUGCCAGAGACGCGGUCAGAAGCCCGUUCCCUUCGUCCCUGUUCUGGAUGAGAACUUUGAGUUCUUCUUCAAGAAGGAUUCUCUGUGGCAAAGUGAGGACCUUGAGGCCGUUGUUGACCAGGACGUUGGCCGUACCUGUAUUCUUCAGGGCCCCAUGGCUGCCCGUUUCUCGAAUAUCAUUGAUGAGCCCGUUAAGGACAUUCUUGAUGGUGUUCACCAGGGACACAUCGCUGGCCUUCUGCGUGAUGUCUACGGUGGCGAUAGUUCCAAGAUCCCUGUCAUUGAGUACUUUGGUGGGCAGCUCAUGAACACUAGCGAGGAGGAGUUCGACGGCUUGGUUAUCUCGGAAGAGCCUCUCAAGACCAGCUUCCGUUUGUCUUCAACCGGACCCCUGCCAGACUUGGACCGCUGGCUCGGUCUUCUCGCCGGCAAUGUCUACUCCUGGAGACACGCUCUCUUCCUGGCCGAUGUCUAUGUUCAGGGCCACCGCUUCCAGACCAACCCCAUGAAGCGGAUCGUGGCCCCCACCGCAGGCAUGUAUGUGGAAGUAUCCAAUCCCAACGAUCCUUCGAAGACUGUCAUCAGUGUGCGUGAACCCUACCAGUCUGGCAAGCUGGUCAAGACUGUCGAGGCCAAGAUGAACCAGAACGGGCAGAUCAGCUUGACCUUGUUUGAGGGACGCACUGCUGAGAACGGUGUGGUGCCUUUGAACUUCUUGUUCACCUACCACCCAGAGACUGGAUACGCCCCCAUCCGCGAGGUCAUGGAUGACCGCAACGAUCGGAUCAAGGAGUUCUACUACCGGAUCUGGUUCGGCAACAAGGACGUGCCCUUUGACACACCCACUACCGCUACCUUCAGCGGUGGCCAAAAGACCAUCACUUCCCAGGAUGUUGCCGACUUUGUUCAUGCAGUUGGCAACACUGGUGAGGCCUUCGUUGAUCGUCCUGGCAAGGAAGUCUUCGCCCCCAUGGACUUCGCCAUCGUUGCCGGCUGGCAGGCAAUCACCAAGCCCAUCUUCCCUCGCACCAUCGACGGAGAUCUGCUGAAGCUUGUUCACUUGUCUAACGGGUUCCAAAUGGUGCCCGGUGCCGAGCCCCUCAAGGUGGGUGAUGUCCUGGACACCACCGCCCAGAUCAACUCCGUCAUCAACCAGGAUUCCGGCAAGAUGGUAGAGGUUUGCGGCACCAUCAAGCGAGACAACAAAGCCAUCAUGCAUGUGACCAGUCAGUUCCUCUACCGCGGUGCCUACACCGACUUUGAGAACACCUUCCAGCGCAAGGAUGAGGUGCCCAUGCAGGUUCACCUCGCCACCAGCCGGGAUGUCGCCAUCCUCCGCUCCAAGGAAUGGUUCCGCAUGGAUGACUCUGACACCGAGCUACUCGGUCAGACUUUGACCUUCCGAUUGCAGAGUUUGAUCCGUUUCAAGGACUCCACAGUCUUCAGCAACGUCCAGACGGUUGGACAAGCUCUUCUUGAGCUUCCCACCAAGGAGGUCAUCCAAGUCGCCUCUGUUGAAUAUGAGGCUGGUGACUCUCACGGUAACCCCGUCAUUGACUAUCUGCAACGUAAUGGUACUUCCAUUGAACAGCCUGUCUACUUCGAGAACCCGAUCCCGCUCAGUGGCAAGACUGCUUUGGAAUUGCGUGCCCCGGCCUCCAACGAGACCUAUGCUCGCGUGUCUGGUGAUUACAACCCCAUCCACGUGUCCCGGGUCUUCUCCAGCUACGCCAAUCUUCCUGGCACCAUUACACAUGGCAUGUACAGCAGUGCCGCUGUUCGCAGCCUUGUCGAGACCUGGGCCGCCGAGAACAACAUCGGCCGUGUUCGCGGCUUCCAAGUCUCGCUGGUCGGCAUGGUUCUACCGAACGACAUGAUCACUGUCAAGCUGCAGCAUGUCGGUAUGAUCGCCGGUCGCAAGAUUAUCAAGGUUGAAGCCAGCAACAAGGAGACAGAAGAGAAGGUCUUGCAGGGUGAGGCAGAGGUUGAGCAGCCAGUCACUUCCUACGUUUUCACUGGCCAAGGCUCCCAGGAGCAAGGCAUGGGUAUGGAGCUGUAUGGCUCCAGUCCCGUGGCCCAGGAGGUCUGGGACCGGGCUGAUCGUCACUUCAUUGAGAACUAUGGUCUUUCUAUCAUCGACAUCGUCAAGAACAACCCCAAGGAGCUGACAGUCUACUUUGGUGGUCCUCGGGGUAAGGCCAUUCGUGAGAACUACAUGGCAAUGACCUUCGAGUCGGUCAACGCAGACGGCUCGAUCAAAUCUGAGAAGAUCUUCAAGGAGGUUGAUGAGAACACUGCCUCGUACACCUACCGCUCUCCCACUGGUCUCCUUUCCGCCACCCAGUUCACUCAGCCAGCCUUGACCCUGAUGGAGAAGGCCAGCUUCGAGGACAUGCGCGCCAAGGGUCUGGUUCAGCGGGACAGCAGCUUCGCUGGACACUCUCUUGGUGAAUACUCGGCUCUGGCCGCUCUGGCCGACGUUAUGCCCAUUGAGAGCUUGGUUUCCGUCGUCUUCUACCGCGGUCUGACCAUGCAAGUCGCUGUCGAGCGUGACGCACAGGGUCGCUCCAACUACUCCAUGUGCGCUGUCAACCCCAGCCGUAUCUCCAAGACUUUCAACGAGCCGGCGUUGCAGUAUGUCGUUGAGAACAUCUCAGAGACUACCGGGUGGCUGCUGGAGAUUGUCAACUACAACGUUGCCAACAUGCAAUACGUUGCUGCCGGUGACCUCCGCGCUCUCGACUGUCUCACCAACCUGCUGAACUUCCUGAAGGCUCAGAACAUUGACAUCCCUGCUCUCAUGGAGAGCAUGUCUCUCGAAGAUGUCAAGGAACACCUCGUCAGCAUCAUUCAGGAAUGUGUGAAGCAGACCGAGGCCAAGCCCCGUCCUAUCGUCCUGGAGCGUGGUUUCGCUACCAUUCCCCUCAAGGGUAUCGACGUGCCCUUCCACAGCACCUUCUUGCGCUCUGGUGUCAAGCCCUUCCGUUCUUUCUUGCUGAAGAAAAUCAACAAGACUACCAUCGAUCCCAGCAAGUUGAUCGGCAAGUACAUUCCCAAUGUCACGGCCCGUCCCUUCGAGAUCACCAAGGAAUACUUCGAGGACGUGUACAGACUUACCAACUCGCCCCGCAUUGCCUCCAUCUUGGCCAACUGGGACAAGUACGAAGAGGGCAACGAGAAUGUUGCCAAAUAA